This is a messenger RNA of Mytilus trossulus (common blue mussel), 1319 nucleotides long. RefSeq names its product neuropilin and tolloid-like protein 1. Bases 96 to 1073 code for a protein of 325 amino acids. The transcript has 6 exons. Gene Ontology annotation, molecular function: protein binding. NCBI's taxonomy places the organism in Eukaryota, Metazoa, Mollusca, Bivalvia, Mytilida, Mytilidae. The record is from RefSeq and is a predicted model, not a curated record.
AACAAAUCAUGUCAAAUUAAUACAUAUAUCGUAGAAAAAACAUGUUUACAAUAUCAACGUACAUGAACAUUUAGUUAGUGCAAGACACGAUAAAAAUGAUAUUCCUGCAAAAGCUGACCAUUGUCUUAACCACGUUAUCAAUUUCAUCUGGUCAUAAAAUGUAUAUGGAAGAACGAUGUGGAAAGAAGAUUAGCAUGGAUGGAAUAGGUAUAACCUGGAUGCGCCUAAAACCGUCAAGACGUGUUCAUUAUUCUCCAAACGUGAAUUGUACAGUCAACAUUGAGACCGAACUGAAUAAGCAAAUUGUAAUAGUGUUUAUGUCCAUUGAUAUUGAAUUUGAACCUCAUUGUGAUGACGACUUUCUGCUCCUGUAUGACGGAAACAGUACCAAAAGUAAACUAGUGAAUGGUGUAAGAAGAAAAGUUUGUGGAUCAGUUUCGCCUUCGGGGUCCUUUAUAACAACAUCAAACGUGUUGUCAGUCUAUUUUAAAUCAGAUGCAUGGUCUAAUGAGAAUGGAUUCAACCUUGUUAUUACAAGCUUUCAUGAAGGUACGUUUAGCAUAUGCAAAGCAAAUGAGUUCCACUGUGAGAAUGGAAGAUGUAUAUCUGAUUACUUGACUAAUGAUGGAAUGAAUAACUGUGGGGAUGGCAGCGAUGAAUUUGAUCUCAGUAUUGGAGCUAUCUGGGGAGUUGUAGUUGGAGUUUUUAUAGUAACAACUAUAGGUGUAUGCAUCGCAAUAACAUCAAGAAGAAGGAAAAGAAAAACAUCAAAAACUGUAAAAGACAAAAAGAAUUCAGUAAAAAAUGAAAAACCUUGGAAACCGGAAGAAAUUUCUCCUCCUGAAGGACGAAAAUCUUAUCAACAAUGUGUGCAUUCAGACAUAAGCCAGCAAUUUCCAGGUAUCCAAGAAAACAGUCAAAAUAUUCACAUGGAGUCAGAUGGAGGCAAUCCCAAUUUUAAUUCUGUGAACUGUGAGAAUAACUCUCAUAUGAAUUUCAUUAAUACUCUAAUGGAAGAUUAUGUACGUGAGAUAUUUGAGUUAAAGAGUAAACGAAGUCAAUCAGUCUGGUAAAUUUAUACUGCUUCAAUCGUCUAAAUUGAUCUUCAAAUGUGUUUGCUUUUUGAUUUGCCCCAAUUAUACUUAAUAAAAGAAUUCCUCAUUUUAAAGGUUUUCAUAGCAUCUUAACGAACAUAUAUUCAUUGUGUUUUUUUCACAAAAUAAACAUACAAUAUAAAGUGAACAAAAUUGGUAUUUUUAUCAAUAACUGUAGGUACCUUGACGUAUGUACCUUGAAACCUGAAACGUUGUCGGUUAUAC